Trichogramma pretiosum is the source of this 549-nucleotide messenger RNA. Its product is annotated as ankyrin-3-like. The transcript has a single exon. The record is from RefSeq and is a predicted model, not a curated record. Bases 1 to 549 code for a protein of 182 amino acids. Gene Ontology annotation, molecular function: RNA binding; RNA nuclease activity; protein binding. NCBI's taxonomy places the organism in Eukaryota, Metazoa, Arthropoda, Insecta, Hymenoptera, Trichogrammatidae. Gene Ontology annotation, biological process: RNA processing.
AUGGGCGCCAAUCCAAACUUGGCCGACUACGAUGGAAAUAACGGUCUGCACCACGUGUGCAAGAUGGGCGAAGGCAACGAUGGCUUGGCGGACAUGAUAUUCGGUAACGACGAUUACAAGCCGUUGCCGAUUAGCGCCCGGAACGACAAAGACUAUACACCACUGCACCUGGCGGUGAAGAGAGAAGCCUCGAAUAUGAUCGAAGUGCUCCUGAGACACGGGGCCUAUUCCAAUGCAACCAACGAUAAGGGAAUGACACCAUUGCAUUACAUUUGCAAGAAGUACGACGAUCCGACCUUGCUGAAUCUAUUCCUCGGGAUCAACGAAGAACUCGGUCAGCCGGUGCUGAUCGACGCCCUGGAUAAUAACGGCCGGACACCCUUGGCCUGGGCUCUGGCUAGCCAUAACAUCCGCUCGGCCGAGGUGCUGCUGAGGCGAGGCGCCGACACGAUUUUGGGCACGCCCUUGAACCGCAUUUGCUAUUACGGCGAUCGUUGGGUCGAGCUGUUCUUCGAAGUCAUCGACGGGAGGAAUCAUGUGGUGGAUUAA